AUGGCGACACUGUAUCAAAUGAGCGAUAUUGGUUCUGCUAUGAGUAAUGAGUGCACUGGAGUGACUACAGCUUUGAUUGUGAGCGGUUUUGUAGGCCUCAUAGCCGUUUACAAUUUUAUUCGUAAUAAUUUAAAUGAAUCGAUUAACGUUUAUGCGGAUUCCCUUCUUAUAUCGAUGCAGAUCAUUAUAUCGAAUAUAAAAUUAAUACAUUUAAUCUUUAUGCAGCAUGAGUUUUACAAAGUUAUCAAGCAGGCUGAAAAUUCUGACAUCAUAUUAAAUCUAAAUGAGUUCGGAAUAGCUACAAAUGGGCAGAAAAAGUUAAUGCAAAAUAUCAAGGACAUCCUUAAGGAUUCAUGGCAAGAUAUUCACCGACAAUUAAGGUUUUUUAUUUACAGUUGCUGUGCUAUCGUUGGCUGGUAUUGGUUGGUUGCUUUGGCUCAAAACAUCCAUGAUCUUUAUAAACGUCCAGAAUAUUUUACUGUAACUACAACAUUUCCUGUAAAAUAUCCACAUUGGAUUAGUAAAGGUCCUAUGUUCAUUAUUCAUCCCGUGCAAUACAUAAAUAGUGCGGCAUGCAAUCACAUAUCAGGUUUCGGGGCCGUUUGCUAUGAUGGUAUAUACGUAGUUCUGGUGGUACAUUGUGCAGCCUUGGUACACCUUUUAAGAGCAUUGGUUGAACAUUCUACCACAAAUGAAGUUCCACAAGCGAGAAGAGUUCAAUAUAUAUUGGGUUGCAUCAAAUUCUAUCAAAAAAUAUUUGAAUUCUAUUCGUCGAUCGACGGCUUGUUUCGCACCGUGAACUUAACCCAAUAUUGUAUAAAUGCAAUUAUAUUAUGCAUGAUCAUAUUUCAGGCUAGUAUAGGUUUGGAAGCUGAAGCAAGUCUGGUUGUAAAAAUGUUUUUAUAUUUAAUGGCUAUUAGUUUCCAAAAUAUUAUGUAUUGUUAUAAUGGGGAAAAAUUGAUUACGCAAAGCAAUUUAUUACCUACAGCUUGGUAUAGUUGCUGUUGGUAUAAUGAAUCGGCGGAAUUAAAAUUUUUGAUACGAAUGAUGAUCUUAAGAACUAAUCGAGCUCUUUACAUGAAAAUGUCGGGCUUUAGUACAAUGUCUCUGAUGACCAUGUUAACGUUAUAUCAGACAAGUAGCUCUUAUUUUUUACUCUUGAGAAACGUCAGUGCGGAUCGAUGA
Messenger RNA from Glossina fuscipes, 1185 nucleotides. Its product is annotated as odorant receptor 63a-like. The transcript is spliced from 8 exons. The record is from RefSeq and is a predicted model, not a curated record. Gene Ontology annotation, molecular function: odorant binding; olfactory receptor activity. Gene Ontology annotation, biological process: detection of chemical stimulus involved in sensory perception of smell; sensory perception of smell. NCBI's taxonomy places the organism in Eukaryota, Metazoa, Arthropoda, Insecta, Diptera, Glossinidae. Bases 1 to 1185 code for a protein of 394 amino acids. Gene Ontology annotation, cellular component: plasma membrane.